Molecule: messenger RNA, 3502 nt
Organism: Schistosoma bovis
Lineage: Eukaryota; Metazoa; Platyhelminthes; Trematoda; Strigeidida; Schistosomatidae
Source: the annotation of a GenBank genome assembly
CAAAGUUAUUGGAUAUUUGAUGGUCAGUUUUCGGGACAUUUGGAUAACCUUUAUUGGCGGCACAGUUGUAUUAAGUUUUCUUGAAAAUGCCUAACACGAAGGGAGAUGCCAUGCGAGGUUUAGCCGUUUUUAUCUCUGAUAUCCGAAACUGUAAAAGUAAAGAAAGCGAAAUACGCCGCGUCAAUAAAGAACUCGCAAAUAUUAGAUCAAAAUUUAGGGGUGAUAAAACACUUGAUGGUUAUCAGAAAAAGAAAUAUGUCUGUAAAUUGCUGUUCAUAUUUCUUUUGGGGCACGAUAUUGAUUUCGGACACACUGAGGCAGUCAAUCUGCUUUGCUCAAACCGAUAUACAGAAAAGCAAAUAGGAUAUUUAUUCAUAUCUGUACUCAUCAAUGAGUCACACCCACUCAUGAAUUUGGUUAUUUCACGUCUUAAGGAUGACCUGAAUAGCCGGAAUCCUGUGUUUAUGAAUCUUGCAUUGCAAUGCAUCGCCAAUAUAGGGAGUCGUGAAAUGGCUGAAAAUUUUGCAGACAAGAUCCCUAAAUUACUUGUAUCAGGUGAUACAAUUGACUCCAUCAAACAAAAUGCUGCCCUAUGUCUUCUGAAGUUGAUUAGGGUUGCUCCUGAACUGAUUACGUAUGAUGAUUGGACUGUUAGAGCCAUGCAUCUACUUAAUGAUCAACAUUUGGGUGUUGUGACAUCGGCCGUUAGUCUGAUCGAUGCUUUGGUGAAAAGAAGUCCAGAAGAACACAAAGGAUGUGUAUCUCUUGCUGUUUCACGCCUUAGCAGAUUAAUAACAUCUUCUUAUACUGACCUACAAGAUUAUACCUACUACUUUGUUACUGCUCCGUGGUUAUCUGUCAAGUUACUACGUCUACUUCAGAACUACCCACAACCAGAGGAUACUACGGUUCGUGCUAGACUUGCUGAGUGCCUCGAUACUAUUUUGAAGAAAGUUCAAGAAGCUCCAAAAUCAAAGAAAGUACAACAUCCAAAUGCUAAGAAUGCUGUUCUUUUUGAAGCUAUCAAUCUUAUAAUCCAUAUGGAUUCUGAUCCCAAAUUGCUUGUCCGUGCUUGUAAUCAGUUAGGACAGUUCCUACAACACAAGGAGACCAAUCUACGUUACUUAGCUCUUGAAUCAUUAUGCUUGUUGGCUACGAGUGAAUUCAGUCACGAGGCAGUCAAGAAACAUCAGGAAACUAUUGUAAAUGCACUUAAAAGUGAACGGGAUGUUUCAGUUCGUCAAAGAGCUGUGGAUCUCUUAUAUGCUAUGUGCGAUCGAACUAAUGCUCAAGCUAUUGUAGGGGAGAUGCUCAGCUAUUUGGAAGUAGCGGAUUAUGCUAUCCGUGAGGAGAUGGUUUUAAAGGUUGCUAUCUUGGCGGAAAAAUACGCAACUGACUAUUCUUGGUAUGUGGAUACUAUACUGAACUUAAUAAGAGUUGCUGGUGAUUAUGUUAGUGAUGAAGUUUGGCAUCGUGUCAUCCAGAUUGUUAUAAAUCGUGAAGACGUACAAGGAUAUGCGGCAAAGACAGUGUUUGAGGCGCUUCAAGCUCCUGCAUGUCAUGAAAAUAUGGUUAAAGUCGGAGGAUAUAUUUUGGGUGAAUUUGGCAAUCUGAUUGCAGGGGACCCAAGAUCAGCACCUAAAGUACAAUUCAAUUUAUUGCAUAGUAAAUUUCAUUUAUGUACUCCAACUACACGUCAACUAUUGUUGUCCACGUAUAUGAAGUUUAUCAAUUUGUUUCCAGAAAUUAAGUCUGAUAUACAGUCUGUACUACAAAAUGACAGUAAUUUACGCAGUUCCAAUGUAGAAAUACAGCAACGAGCUACUGAAUAUUUAGCGCUAUCGCGAAUCGCCACUGAUGACGUAUUGGCUACUGUUCUAGAAGAAAUGCCACCUUUCCCAGAGCGUCAUUCCAGUAUUUUAGCUAAACUUAAAGCUAAAAAUCCUAAUACUGAUGGUACAAUAUCAAAAUCGGAAGCUGUUGGGGAAAGUUAUGCUUUGAAUUCAACCAAAAUCGAUCAUGAUAAUAAUCACGAUGUUAAUCGUGAAGCAGAUUUACUCAAUUUCGGCAAUCCUGGUACUGUAUACAAUGAGGUCCAGUCAAAACCAAACGGAUCAUCUAGUCUAUUAGUUGAUAUAAUGGGUAAUGGUUUGGCUUCUCCGGAUAUGAACAAUUUACUUCAUGCCAGUGGUGAUCAAUACAUAAAUCAUAAAGAAUUCACAAACUUUUUGACAAGGCAUAAUGCGAUAUUAUAUGAGAAUUCUCUUAUUCGUAUUGGUAUUCGAAUGGAAUCUUGUGGUCAGUUUUGUCGUUUAGGUGUAUUCUACGGGAACAAAUCUCCUCAUCCAUUCACAGUGUUUUGUUCUCAAGUCACUUGUCCAGAUGCAAUGGAUGUGAACGAAUUGGCUAAAGCUAUUUCCAUUGAACUUCAACCUGGUCCUGAUCGAAUUGAAGCAGGGACACAAGUUCAACAAACAUUAAAUGUUGAAUGUUUACGUCCUUUUACUGAAAUAGUAAAACUUGAUGUUUCUUACUUAUGUGAAGACUCGAAACAACGUUAUGCUCUUAUGCUUCCAGUAACAUUAAAUAAAUUCCUUCAACCUGCAGAGAUGGAUCAAGCAACAUUUUUCUCUCGGUGGAAAUUACUGUCUCAACCUGGACGAGAAUGUCAAAAAAUUAAUCCUCCACUAUUCUCAUUAGAAACAUCUUUCCUAAGAACUACUACUAAAAACUUUGGAUUUGGUUUAUUGGAUGGAAUUGAUCCUAAUCCAAAUAAUGUUGUUGGUGCAGGUAUUGUUGUAACUAGUAGUCAACAAGUCGGUGUACUACUUCGAUUGGAACCAAAUACACAAAUAAAGGUAUAUUUUUAAUUAUCGAAUGUACCCUCCUAAUUAAUACAUUAAUUUUUGUUAAAAAGAAUUCUUCACAUAUUUGAUAGGUAUAUACGCAGAUACAUAUUCUUGGCUUUCAGCUGCACUGUUAUUUCAAGACCUCAUGAUACUAGUCGGUUGUACAAACCAAACUAGGUGGAAGGGAUUUUAAAAAUGGAACUUGGAGGAUGAAUGCCUACUUAUACAUGCUAUCAAAAGGAUAUUAUUGAUUGUUUAUUAUGCCAGAGAGAUUAGUAUAAAUGAAAGCAACUCAGCAGACUUUUCCCGUGACCAGUUAGGAUUCCUCAAAUAACUAGUUGCUGCAAUGUAUUGCCUUACUAUUCGCAGUACACGAGAAAUUGUCUCAUCUCAUUUAGCCAAACUCAUUGAACAAUUGAUCUAAGUUGAAUAUUUUUGUCAUCAUUGUUACUAUUGUUGUUUAUAUUCAAUUAAUACUCUGAUCAAUUUUAAUGCGUCUAUGAUGGACCAAUCCAAUGGAACAUUCUUUAUAAUUUAUAUUGCAAUGUGGUUUCAUCUUGGCAAAAAAAUAGAUUUAUAACAUUAAUAAUGUUGAUGACAAUAAGCAAUGAGAAUUCUUUAUCAUUCCCAUUAUAUAUAUAUAUAUAUAUAUA